GUGUGUGUUUGAAACGUUAUGUAGAGGUGAGGAAGAGGUGCCAAAUGUGGAAGUGAGAGGAUAAACCGAGGUAAAAGUGGUCGACCGAGAGAUUCCCGAGAGUGAGACACCAGUAGCAACUACAAGCCUGAGUGGAAACUUGAACGGUGGACUGAUGUCGCUGCAGGUUGAGAAUGGUGGUCAGGUGCAGGUGCCCCGGGCGCUGAUGCAGGCUUUCCUGAAGCAGGAUCCGAAUCAUCCAGGCCUGGAAACAGUGCGAUUACCCCCGAGUGUGGAGGAAGAGUCGCCGAUAGCGCCCCCGUACUGCCGCGAGAUAGAGACCGAGGUGUGCCUGGUGUGCAGGAGAUGCGGUCGUGCCUAUCCCCAGGAGUCAGCUCUGCUGGCGCACCAGCGCUCGUGCUACCUCGGCAAUCAGCAGCGACGAGGUGCCCUGAGACUAGUGCAGAUGCGAUACAGUUGCACAAUGUGCGACACUGGUUCCUCCACCCGAACCUACGGUACCCUCAUCGAGUGGCGGCGACACUCCGAGAGCGUCCAGCACAGGGCAAGACUCGAGGCCACCAAUCAACAGAGAACUGGACAAUUCGGUGGCCAGCGGUACGGGAUUUUAACCGAUGAUGGACAAUCGGGCGAGGAGGCAAAUCCUCUCACCGACGAGAUGGAGGACGUCGUCAAUCAGAUAACACUGUUGGCUGCCAGGGCUGCUGCCGAGAGUACAACCACUGGCCAAUCACCAGCCACCCAGGACAACAACAAUGGACCCGAUGCUAAACGGCAAAAACUCGUCCAGGAAGUCGCUGCACUCGCUGGUGCACGCUAAACAGGGUGCUUCGGACUAUUUAAAUUAAUAUUCAAAAGAGCCCACGGAGACUGCUUUACCGACAGGGAAUGAAAACCAUUAUUACCGAAUGAUGAUUAUAAAUUAUUAUACUAUUAUGAUUCAUUGAGUACAUUACGAAAAUGAAGGUGUGCGGGGUACCAGAGACACGAGUGAUUAAUGCAGGCUGCCAAAAACGGAAAAUUUUGUAAUAGAGAGAAAAAAAAAACAAAACAAAGAAAAGAAAAGACAUUGAAGGCACCUGUAACUGCCGAUUCAAUGAUGAGAAAAAUAAUUGGUGAUUGUUCUCCGUUUUGCCUGUUAUUUUUGUAGCCAAGACGCGUCUCGUUGCUCGCGCACUCAACGAAGUUCCUCUAAUUAAUGAAAAUUUAACGAUAGACCACGAGAUCCACGACGAAUUUAAUGAUAAUUCGAUUUGACUG
This is a messenger RNA of Fopius arisanus, 1260 nucleotides long. RefSeq lists its product as uncharacterized. The record is from RefSeq and is a predicted model, not a curated record. The transcript is spliced from 2 exons. NCBI's taxonomy places the organism in Eukaryota, Metazoa, Arthropoda, Insecta, Hymenoptera, Braconidae. Bases 155 to 820 code for a protein of 221 amino acids.